CAGCGGGCCUCAUCACCGCGGCGGACUAGCGGGACAAAGCACUUGUUCAGAGACCGCUCACUGCGCCUGUGUGCCUGGGACGCUGCAGACGGAGAAACCGCUUCAGCGCUGCUUUCAGAUAGAGGUUUACUUUAAACACAGAAACGCAUUUUUUCUACGGGCGCUUUAGUUUCCCAAACAGCUUCACACUUUUAAAGGAAGGAGAGUUUUGACAGGAAAUAAGGGCGGACACUGGUCAAGUUUUUACCCCCCCCCCCCUUCGGCGACCUCAGACAUCUUUGAGCGAUGUUUGACAAACAGCAUUAUGAGAGUCCACCAGUCUACAGUCCUCCUUUCACCCCUCCACCCAACAAUGGCUUUGGGCCUGCGGCGAGCUUCCAUGGCCCUCAGAGCGACUACAACAUGUACCCACCUCCACCGGGAUCCUACUACAUGGAGGACAAGCCGCAGCACUUCUACAAAUGGCUGUCACCUCCUGGGAUCGUCAAAGCCAUGAUGGUCACAGUCAUAGUGCUGUGUUUGGCGAUAUUCGCCUGUGUGGCUUCCACGCUCAUGUGGGACAUCCAGUACGGAUAUGGCUCUGGAAUGGGUUACUACGGUUCUGGGAUGGGCUACGGCAGCGGCUACAUUGGCGGCAGCUACGGCUCGGGCUACGGUGGUUACGGGGGAUACGGAAACUACUACGGCUCCGGCUCCUACAUUUCUCCUUACUCGGCCAAAGCUGCUAUGAUCGCCAUGGCAGCCAUCAACUUUGUAGGAGCACUGGCCUUCUUCAUUGCCAGCUUCUCUAAAACCAACGCAGUCCGCGGCAGAAAGUACUUUCUGGCCGUCUUGAUAUCCAGCGUUUUGAUGGCUGUCCUGCAGGGCAUCAUAAACAUUGUCUACAUCGUUGGGGUAAACCCCAUGGCCCAGAGCUCCUCCAGUAUGAUGUACAAUCCAAUGCUCAUGAUGUGCCAGAAUCUUUACCAGACCAGUUACUCACAGAUGGGAGGAGUGGGAGGCUUCCCCAUGUACAACCAGUACCUGUACCAUUACUGCUUUGUGGACCCACAGGAGGGAAUUGCAAUGGCAUGUGGAUUCCUGGUUGUCAUCGCCUUGAGUGUUGCUGCUUUCUUCGCUCAGAGGACAAGAGGGAAGAUCUGGCGCUACGGCAAACCGAAUAUUUACUGGGAAGAGCCUCUUGUUGGUGGGAAGGCCUCAGAGGGCAGAGAUGUAGAAGACUGGGUGAACAAUGUGGAGGAAAGCCGCAGUGUUCAGGAUGCCCCGACCCUGCUGGUGUCAGAGAAGGGAGGCGGGCCGCUUAACGCCUCAGUUAACAGCGUCGUCUCCUACUCCCCACCCAAGGUGGAGAGCAGCUCCUACAAUGACGAUGCCUACGACAACAACGAGUACUCUGAACGGACAAACAGCAAACCAUCGGAAAUGUUCUCACCACACCUCACUCAACAGAGCCAUGAAGUGGACAUUUUCUUCCACAGCGGGGGGACCAGCUCGAGCCCCUCAGAAGAGACGGGCGGAGGCCGCAAACCCUCCGCAAACAGGGGCAAGAGGCGCAGACGUAACCCAGAACUGGACGAGUCUCAGUAUGACACGGAGUACACCACGGGAGGAGAGACGGGCAAUGAACUGGAUACAGAAGAAUUGGAGAGCAUGUACCCGGAGAUAACAUCGGAUGAUCAGCGACACGAUUAUAAGAGAGAGUUUGACGCCGACCUUCGGGAGUACAAGCGGCUGUGUGCUGAGAUGGACGACAUUAACGACCAGCUGAACAAGCUCAGCCGGCAGCUGGACACACUGGACGACACCUCAGCCAAAUACCAGAUUGUAGCUGAGGAAUAUAACCAGCUGAAGGAUCUGAAGCAGACGUCCGACUACCAGGCUAAGAAGAGAGAGUGCCGCCGGCUGAGACACAAACUGUUCCACAUCAAGCGCAUGGUGAAGGACUAUGACAAGAACCACUGAGGAGCACCCACUCUCCCCACAGCACAUGAUACACUCCAACAUGCCACAAAGACUCUGUGACCUGCUGAGACCAAAGUUAAAGGACACACAUGCUCACACACACACACACACACACGGGGAACACACUGCAAGUUCAUAGUAAUGAUCUACUGUAAACAAAUAAUCGCUGAUUUUUCGAGAGAAUGAGAGGAGGAGCCUCCGUCCUGAUUGGCCGCAGUGUUUGCAGGGUACGGCUACUCCUGAGGAUCAAAGCCUGCAGAGAGGCCGUUUGAAGGUCACCUAAUAAUUAGUCGCCCGAGGUGACGCUUUGCUCGGUUUUCUGCGUUUGCUCUCCGAUAGGCGACUUUUCUUUGUUUUUUCCUCCACAGAUAAGAGUCGGAGCAGUGAUGUAGGUGAGACGGCCGUGAGCAAACACGCAGCCUCUUUAACCCUCUGUGUGGCCGAUGAACAUUAGCUGAGGGUUUCUCACGUCUGCUUCGCCGUUCAUAACAACCUUAAAUGUCGGUGAACUUCACAGCUUUCUUUUACCGGUUUUUUUGUUUUUGUCGAGAUUUUUAUAUUUUUUUACAGAUGUUGUGACACCAAAACUGGCCAACGGGCUGUGUGUGGCAUUGUUGUAUUGUGUGUUCUUUUAACGAGUCGUGUUCUUCGUAUAUAUCAGAACAAAUUUACAGUUGGUCUCUAAAACCUCGAGAUUCAUUAGUGCUUGUACAUACUGUAGCCUCAUAGCAGCAGUUGUGUGUUUAAACUAUGCAAAUUAGUCAAAUUAACCACAGUGUCUGUAGGUUUUCAUCACACACACUCCUGAAAAACCCGCCUCGCUGUUUCUGUCCAUAAGCUGAACUCAUUUGAUUCUUUGCCAAUGAAAAGGCGCUUUAAUCCUCUGCGUUUGUGAAAAUCUAUUGUAAACCUUAAAUUCAUGUAGACUCGCUUGUGAUUCGUCUUGCAUUUGUAUUUUUAUGAAGAACAUUGUUGUCAUUUUAAAAACCAUUUGCGAGCCAUUUAUUUUUGUAAGAAUUUAUUUUCUUUGACGCUGUUAUAAAAAGACCAUUUUUGUAACUGUGUACCUCCAUAAAUGAUGUUGUUUAAAAAGUACUGAAUUUUGUAAAUAAUAAACAUUGCUAAUUCUCUAAA
Oreochromis aureus is the source of this 3096-nucleotide messenger RNA. RefSeq names its product occludin. The record is from RefSeq and is a predicted model, not a curated record. Gene Ontology annotation, biological process: positive regulation of transcription elongation by RNA polymerase II; snRNA transcription by RNA polymerase II; bicellular tight junction assembly. NCBI's taxonomy places the organism in Eukaryota, Metazoa, Chordata, Actinopteri, Cichliformes, Cichlidae. Gene Ontology annotation, molecular function: cis-regulatory region sequence-specific DNA binding. Bases 286 to 1962 code for a protein of 558 amino acids. Gene Ontology annotation, cellular component: transcription elongation factor complex; membrane; bicellular tight junction. The transcript has 9 exons.